GUGUGGGCGUCUGAUGAACAGGCCGGGGCACAUCCUUGCAGUCUUGCCCAUUUCUAUUCACUGGCUAAGGGAAAUAAACUGUGGCUCCCACACGCAAAGUGCCAAGGAUGAAUCGUACCUUGAAAAGGAAAUGCAUUCAGAUCAGAUAAGAAGUGGAAUCGUUUUUCAAGCCAAGAUUUAAUCAGUGAAAGGCUGCUUAAACUAUGGACCAAAAGAUCCCUUAUGAUGACUACCAACUGCCAGUGGUGUUUCUGCCUUCUUACGAGAGUCCCCCGGCAUGGAUAGCCCCUCAGGAGCGGAUCCACCACCCUGACUAUAACAAUGAGUUGACCCAGUUCUUGCCACGCACUGUUGUGUUGAAGAAACCUCCAGGUGCACAACUGGGGUUCAACAUCCGUGGAGGCAAGGCCUCCCAGUUAGGGAUCUUCAUCUCUAAGGUGGUCCCAGAAUCAGAUGCUCACAGGGCAGGACUGCAAGAGGGUGACCAGGUCCUCUCUGUCAAUGAGGUGGACUUCCAAGACAUAGAACACUCAAGGGCUGUUGAGAUUCUGAAGACUGCCAGAGAAAUUCUGAUGAGGGUGCGCUUCUUCCCCUACAAUUACCAGAGACAGAAAGAGAGGACUGUUCACUAGAGGGCAGUAGAGCACCUUGAGAGAGACCAUCUAAUCGGCGAUGAUGUAUACUUGAUGGACUCAACACGUCAUCAUCUUCUUCAGACAGGCGGUCUACAGCCCCCCUCCUCUAUCUCCUCUACCCCUAUAUAUAUAUCCUCCCCUACCUCUAUAUGUUUAUGACUAACAGUGCCAUUCACACAGCAUCCAGGACUACAUAACUCUCCUCAUUGAUCACUUCCUCCACACAGGCAAAUACGCUCCCAUGCUGAUGCAGGCCAAUGUUUUGCUGGGUACCUACUGAGAGUGAUACACGAGGAUGCUAAUUCAGUGUUCCAUAGUAUGACUUGAUAUUGCCCCCUAUCUAUCAUCCUCAGAUAAUCCUGGUAACAUUUUAAUUUAUCAUUCACUAUCAUCAAUUGGUUUAAGGUAUUGUCCAAGGUUGACAACUUUUUAACUACAGUUAAUCCCAACUGUUUGUUAUAUGUGUACAGAAGAUUUAAUGUAGAAAAUAUAUACUAAUGUUUUGAUAAUGCCUUGAUACUGUAAAUGUAUUACAUUAACAUGAAAUUUGAAUUAGUAAUGUUUUUAAUACUAAUAUUAUCAUAGCAUCAGUGUGUUUUAAUUACACUAAAUAAUUAUAUUUUAAUAUUUGUAUUACAGUAUGUAUUACUAAGGCGCUGUCUCACAGCAGUCAAUGUUUACCAGUCUAGUUUUGAGAUAUGAAAAAUAACAUUUAGCUAUUUGUGCCAUUGUAGUUGACCCCACACUCAACCAAUUCAACACAUGACAAGUGCUGUGUCUUUAUUUGAGAUGGGUGCUAUGGUGAUUGUAAAACCAGUUUUACCCUCUUCAGCUCAGAUUCACAUUCCAUUGAAAACUGUUGUCAUUUUCUGGUCAUGCUCUGGUAAACAUUCACAUUUGUUUUGUUUUUUUUUACACUGCCUUGCUUCAUCUUUCAAUAAAAUACCUUUGUGUAAAAAAAACAAAAGAAAUUGACAGGUAUUAAUGUACAAGUUUCCAUGUACAUGAAAAAAUAAAAUGCAAGAAGUCUUUGCCUCACAGCUGUAAAA
This is a messenger RNA of Hypomesus transpacificus, 1684 nucleotides long. RefSeq names its product PDZ domain containing 11 (gene pdzd11). The record is from RefSeq and is a predicted model, not a curated record. Gene Ontology annotation, molecular function: protein binding. Gene Ontology annotation, biological process: protein localization to basolateral plasma membrane; maintenance of epithelial cell apical/basal polarity; neurotransmitter secretion. The transcript is spliced from 7 exons. Gene Ontology annotation, cellular component: basolateral plasma membrane; synapse; cell-cell junction. The coding region runs from base 204 to 632 and encodes 142 amino acids. Lineage: Eukaryota; Metazoa; Chordata; Actinopteri; Osmeriformes; Osmeridae.